Messenger RNA from Clarias gariepinus (North African catfish), 3579 nucleotides. RefSeq names its product integrin, alpha E, tandem duplicate 2 (gene itgae.2). NCBI's taxonomy places the organism in Eukaryota, Metazoa, Chordata, Actinopteri, Siluriformes, Clariidae. The record is from RefSeq and is a predicted model, not a curated record. Gene Ontology annotation, molecular function: integrin binding. Gene Ontology annotation, biological process: cell-cell adhesion; cell adhesion mediated by integrin; integrin-mediated signaling pathway. The coding region runs from base 106 to 3423 and encodes 1105 amino acids. Gene Ontology annotation, cellular component: external side of plasma membrane; integrin complex. The transcript is spliced from 32 exons.
AGAAAUGUUCAUACAAAGGGCAGGAAGACAACACAGGAAAUUGUACAUGUGCAGACAAUGUAAGAGACAGUUGGGGCAUACGAGUUACCCAACUGUCUCAGCAAGAUGCAUGCAGCUGUACUGUUUAUAACAGGGAUAUAUACAGCAGUGGGAUUCAACAUAUAUACAACACCAGUGAAAAAUUUUAGUACUGAAGACCCAUUGUUUGGUCAAACCAUUAUUAAAUCAAGUGAUGGAGUUUUUGUUCCUUCUCCUGCCUCUGGAGAUGCUUACACAUGCACAAACCAAGGAUGUUCUAAAAACGUUUCUGGUGGAGGAAAAGGGCUAAGUCCAAUUGCAUCUGUGGCAUCCAGUUUCAAUGGAAAUAAAGAGCAGCUUCUGGUUUGUAACCAAGUCCGGACAAGGAACUCAUCAACUGAGUAUUUUAAUGGAAACUGUACAUGGAUAUUGGACAGGCAAGUCAAGAGUAAUAUCUAUCCUGAGGAGCUGGUUUCACAGAUACUCAAAAAUAAAGCUACCACUACCAACAACAACAACAACAACAACAAUAAAUAUCAGGACAGUCCUCAUCAAGACUCCUGGAGGAAGAGAAGAGCUCUAGAAGAGGAUCCUAACACUGAUACAGAUGACGACGAUGAAGAUGCGGGGACGGAGAUCGCUUUUGUGCUUGAUGGUUCUGGAAGCAUUAAUAAGGAGGAUUUUAUAAUAGCCAAAGACUUCAUUUAUAAUGUAACGCAAAAUGUUUGGGAAACAUGUUUCAGUUGCAACUUUGCAAUAGUGCAGUUUGGGAGAAAUAUAAGGACAGAACUCUCUCUGAAAGAAAAUAAUGACAGUUCCAGAGCGCUGCUUAAGGUGAAGAACAUAACACAGUUAUAUGAAAUCACCAAGACUGCUUCAGCCCUCUACCAUGUUCUAACAGAGGUUUUUGUUCCUGAACAAGGAUCAAAUGAGAAGGCCAAAAAGAUGAUUAUUCUAUUGUCUGAUGGAGAAAUGACAGGAGAUAAUAGAACUCUUUCAGAUGUUUUGAACAUGAAAGAGAUGCAGGGUAUUACUCGCUAUUCUAUAGGGGUGGGGCCAGAUGUACUGGGUAAACCAAAGGCAGAAGAACAAAUGAUAACAAUAGCUGGCAGCAAAGACAGAUACUUCAAUGUUUCCAAUUAUGCAGCCUUAGAAGAAAUUCUUUCUUCUUUAGAAAAAAACAUAAUUGGUAUUGAAGGCCUACAGAAGGGAGCAGGAUUUGAACUUCAGCUUGCAGAGGCUGGUUUUAGCUCUCACAUUACCCAUGAUGAUUCAAUUCUUUUCGGUGCUGUGGGAGCCUAUGACUGGAGUGGAGGAAUCAUUCUGAAACAAAAUAACGAAGAGCCUGUCACAUUUUUUAAUGCAACCAAGGAAGAACCCAGAUAUUCUUAUUUAGGUUACAGUGUGGCAUCCGCAAAUAGAGACUCAAAAACAUUGUAUAUAUCCGGUGCUCCGAGAUAUAACUUGACUGGUGCAGUAUUUAUUUUUAAUGGGAUCAAUCAGGAUUUGCUACAAGGAGAUCAGGUAGGCUCUUAUUUUGGAUCAGUUCUCUGUGCCUUGGACAUUAAUAAUGAUAAGGAAACAGAUUAUCUUCUGGUUGGAGCACCGCUUUUCCAUGUGAAAGGGGAAGAGGGCAAAGUGCUGAUUUACAAACUGAAUGAAGGGAAAUUUGAGAAAGAAGCCACUGAAUUGCGUGGACUUGAAGCAUACAGCUAUGCGAGGUUUGGUUCUGCCGUAGCAGAUAUUGGAGACAUUGAUGGGAAUGGAUUCAGUGACGUGGCAGUGGGAGCGCCUCUUGAAGAAUAUAAUGCAGGGAGUGUCUACAUAUAUAACGGAUUUAAGGAUGGAAUAAAGAAUACAUUUUCACAGAGAAUCACACCCUCGGACGUUGGAUGUAAACUUGAAUACUUUGGGCAGGCAGUGAGUGUCAUGCCUUCUACAAAAGAAGACAAGCAACCACUAAUCUGUGUUGGUAGUAAAGGAGCCAUAAAUUUCUUUCAGACAAUUCCUGUUAUCAUAAUUAAACCAAAAAUCACAAUUAAAGCUUUAAGUAAAGAAAUUAAACAAAUUACCAUUGAUAAGCAGAACAAUGAUGGAUCAAGCAAAUUUGCGGCAAAGCUCAAUAUCUGCUUCAAUUCACCAAAAGGAGACAUUAAGUCUGGUGAACUACCAAUUGAGUACCAGAUUGAUUUGGACUGGGGUAAAGAGCAAAAGCGGCUGGUUUAUGUCAACCCUCAUGAAGGGAGAAGGAGGUUUACCAUGACAGACUCCAUAACCUGCAUUCAAGAGAUAGCUGUGGAAUACGUGGGCUGUUCUGACUGUUUCUCACCAAUCAAGAUUAGGGUCAAUUUUACAUUAACCCCAUCCACUGGAAUACCUAUACGGGUUCUUGAUGUAUAUAAUCCAAAAGAGGCCAUAGAAGAGAUUCAAUUUGAAAAGGACUGCAGUCAAAACUGUAUGGCUGCCAUUUCACUGAAUUCCUUUAAACUCAGCAAAGAUUCUAUAAUAAUUGGAGAAACUCCAGAGAUAACGUUUGAUGGUAAUCUUAAGAACUCUGGGGACAGUUCCUAUAUUACCACUCUGACCCUGAUAUAUCCUGAAGUACUAUCUUUCAAGAAAUCUGAGCACGGAACAUGUGAAAAUAAAAAUGACAAACAUCAAAUAGUGUGUAAACUUUUGCAUCCCAUAUUCAGAAAGAAUGCAGAGACCAGCGUUACUAUCGUUUGGCAGCCUAUGAACAGAAACACAAACAGCACAGCUUUAAUUACUGCUCUCUUAUCUGGUGGAAAUAAUGGCAGUGAGCAACUUGAUUUUAAGACAUAUACUUUCACAGUGAAGAAAGCCCUUAAUGUCCAGCUUGCUGCCACAGCCGAGCCAAAAAGUCUGAAUAUUACAGAGGGGGAUAAAAGCAAAAAACAAAAACUACAUUUUACUUUCAAGCUGCGUGGUGAAAACAAAUAUGGUGCCAAAAUAAAUUUGACAAUAACAAUUGAAAAGGAUGCACAUAAAACUGACAUGAUCAUCGAGAAUGUUGAACCAAAGAACUGCUCAUGGCCUUCAGAUGCAAAAAGUAAGAGCAUCUCCCAGAUUGUGUGUACAGAGUUGACAGAUUUGCAGGAGGUUAACAUUACAGUCCAAACACAUAUCCAUGACAUUGAGGGAUCUGAAAAGAUCAUUGCCACGGCAGAAAUUACAUAUGAUGAGAGCAUCUAUCAUGGAAAAAACAUUAUGAAGACAUACCAAGUGGUCUCACUCAUUAAGUUGACAGUUGUAAAGUCAACUCCACUUAUUGUAGGCAGCGCCAUUGGAGGGUUUCUCCUUUUAAUCGUCAUUAUCAUAAUUCUUUUUAAGUGUGGAUUUUUCCGUCGACGCCGUAAGAUGGAUCGAACUCCGAGUACCAACUAAAGACAUCCACAUCGUUGACCUGAUUAUCACUUAUCAUAAAAAUUAUGUCUUAGACAAGUCUGCAAAUAUUUAGUAUUAUUAUUAUAAAGAUUAUUUUAUUAGCAUUUUUAACACUGUAAAAAUGUUAUUAUUGGGAAUAUAUUAUAUCUUAAGCAC